GGAACAACAACAUCAUCUCACCUCCCUCCACUCUCCACCUGCACGCCGCGACCUGCCUUGGUAUGUAUCUUCACUAUUCCCUAGUGCUCACGCUAACUGGGGAUGGAUAUCUCCAGGGCUCACACUGUCUGUUCCCUUAUCUAUCUGGUACUACUGGUGAACUAUGGAUGCCCUACGUUUCUGCACCAGGUACCAGGUACAGACUACAGACUGGCUGAAGGGUCCCUGAUUCUGCAAUCGUAGUGUCCUAGCCACUAAUCAUCAUCAGGACAAUGGCGCGUUGAGGGGCUUACUUACUCCUGCCGGACGUUGUUAACUCGACCGACACAGGUCCACUCUAAUGCUCCGAUACGCACCGGGAGACUCCCAGGUAAACAGGUAGAGCAGAUAACAAUACAGCAGCCGCGACGGAUCGGGUUGGCCUUGUUGACCUUGCCUCCCCGAGGCUGGGAGAACAUGUCCAGCCCGGACUCCUAUUUUUCUGGAAGCCACAGCGCUGACAGGGAGUGGGUUAUGCAGCGGUGUGUGGUGUGGUGUGGGGCUAGCGUGGGCAUUCGACUAGGUCGGGUCCGGGUCGAAUCCGAGUCCCUAUUCGAAAAUAAUAAUGGCAUAUAAGACGUCAAAAAGACCCCCCCCUCCUAUUGAGAUUCGUUUGAGCUCAUCUCUAUCAUGGCUACCUAAUGAGUACUAUUAUUAUUAUCCUUCUUUCCUUCUUUCUAGCCUACCCUAAGAUGCUGCACCUGCGCUCGUUUACAGCAGCUGCAACUGCUCUCUCCCUCACUUUGCUUUUGGCCGCCGCUCCUACAUCGGCUGCUCCUACAACCGCGACUGUUCCCGUAUCUAGUUUAACCGAAGAAGUCGACGGGGAUUUUGCACUCGUUUACUAUGGUAAGGAGAAUGCAGAGCCCCUGCUUGUGGGCAAUGACGGGAGCGCGGCAACCGGCGGAUGGAGAUCCUGGAAUCUCGCCGCGGAUCCCGCCACAAAUACCCUGCCGCAGCUGGCAGCUAGUGCCCAUGGACGCACCAAGGCGAUAGGCCUGAUGUACGAUGUUGGGGGAAGAGACAUUGUUGUCUCUAUUGCUGCUACUGACUCCGUAUUGCGCGUUUAUGAGAUGUCGGACGCCGAGGAACGCCGCUCGAACCAGAAGGUGAUGUUGGGCGAUUGGUCUGCUCUCUGUCCAUGGCGCAGCCCCAAAACUGGGAAUCAGUACUUUUAUUUGUUUGGGAAGAAGCAGGCGGUGCAGUUCAUCGUCAGGAGGCAUGGGACCAAGUUUGAAAUUCUCGAGGUUCAAUCAUUCGACAUUCCCGUCGAGCCCAAUGCCUGUGCUGUUUCUCCCAGCGAAGGGACGGUCUACUUCUCAGCGGACGAUGAUAAGUCCGUCUAUACCUUCAAGGCGGAAGACUCAACGACUACUCCUGAAAUUACCGUUCUUGGAAAAGCUGAGGAUGACGUCACUGGACUGGCCAUAUACGUUACCGAAUCCUCCACAUACUUGUUUAUUGCUAGCGAGUAUACUAUUGGCAUUUACUCACCAAAGCUUGAGCUUCAGGGAACAGUGGAACUCACUGGCCUAGAGGACAUCGAGAUUGAGGGCUUGUCAAUUGGUCAGAAGAAAAGUACCAACUUCCCUGCUGGCUUGAUUAGCUAUGCUUUGGAGUCUGAAGCAGGGCAAUCAUUCGGUGUCAGCUCUUUGGAACCAGUAUUCAAGAAGUUGGGACUCAAGGCUAACACAAAGUAUGAUCCACGCCCACCAAAGGGUUUCCCGAACGGAGAUAAGAAGAACGGGUUUGACAACGGUGGUGGCUCACUUUCUUGUUUCGCGGGAUUCACCGGCAAAAAAUGCUUAGACUUUACUUGCGAAAACGGCUGCUCAAACCAAGGCAAAUGUGUUGGGCCCAACGUAUGCGAGUGCAACGAUUUCUGGGCUGGACCGGACUGUUCAUUCAUCAUCGUGGAACCUAAGUUCGAAACGGAUGCCAACGGUGGAGACGGAGAUGACCCAGCCAUUUGGAUCUCCCCGUAUUCUGCUAACGAGUCAACAAUUAUAACUACGACCAAGUCGUCCGAAGGGGCGGGAUUAGCCGUGUUUGAUCUCACAGGAAAGCUACUCCAAGUGAUGAAAGCAGGACAGCCUAACAAUGUCGACGUUAUCUAUGGGAUGAAUGCUGGUGACAGGACGAUCGAUCUCGCAUACGCAGCUUGCAGAGAAGAUCACACGUUGUGCCUAUUCGAAAUCACACGCGAAGGGCUCUUGAAGGACAUCCCCGGCGGCACACAGCCCACAAAGGACGGCUACAAGGUCUACGGCUCCUGCACCUACCGUUCCCCAAGCAGCGGCAAACAAUAUCUCUUCGUCAACUCCAAAUCAACUGAAUACCUCCAAUACGAGCUGUCCAUCUCGUCUAACGGCACCAUAUCUACAACUCUCGUCCGGAGUUUUACCGGCGGCUCCGGAGGCAAGACUGAAGGCUGCGUCGUGGACGAGGACGCUCGUGUGCUCUUUGUCGGUGAAGAACCAACCGGUGUAUGGCGCCACUAUGCCGAGCCUGAUGGCCGUAGCGAGGGUACGCUGGUCGCCAAAGUGGGGGAUGGAACGCUCUUCGCGGACGUCGAAGGCCUCACGCUUAUUCCCGGUAAGACCGCGUCGCAGGGUUUCCUAAUCGUGUCAUCCCAGAGUGUCAGCGGGUUCUCCGUCUUCCGCCGCGCCGCACCCCACGAGCACGUCGUCACAUUCACGAUUGGGGAAUCGGCCGAUGGGCUCAUUGACGCUGUCUCGAAUACGGAUGGCGUGGCAGCGGUAGGGACGCGGCUAUCAGAUGAUUUCCCCCACGGACUUAUCGUUGUACAUGAUGAUGCGAAUCAGCUACCUGCACCUGGUGGGACGGCGCCGUUGGCUAGCUUUAAGUUAGUGAGUUUGAAGGACGUUUUGGGGAAUGAGGCGUUGGCGGAUAUGAAGUUGUUGGAUGAGGUGGAUGACAAGUGGGGAUUGGAUAGGCUGCGGGGCCCCCAGUGCAAGAAGUGGAAGGGGCGUGUAUAAAUGUUGUGAAUAGGUUGGUUUUAUAGAUAUUUUUAGAGUAUUAUUAGAGAUAAUGUUGAUCCAAUUUUUUUUUU
Blastomyces dermatitidis ER-3 is the source of this 3112-nucleotide messenger RNA. RefSeq names its product PhyL protein. Gene Ontology annotation, molecular function: inositol hexakisphosphate 3-phosphatase activity. NCBI's taxonomy places the organism in Eukaryota, Fungi, Ascomycota, Eurotiomycetes, Onygenales, Ajellomycetaceae. The record is from RefSeq and is a predicted model, not a curated record. Bases 681 to 3038 code for a protein of 785 amino acids. The transcript has 3 exons.